Molecule: messenger RNA, 3383 nt
Organism: Erinaceus europaeus (western European hedgehog)
Lineage: Eukaryota; Metazoa; Chordata; Mammalia; Eulipotyphla; Erinaceidae
Gene: EGLN1
Product: egl-9 family hypoxia inducible factor 1
Exons: 5
Coding region: 260-1687 (475 amino acids)
Biological process (GO): cellular response to hypoxia; peptidyl-proline hydroxylation to 4-hydroxy-L-proline
Cellular component (GO): nucleus; cytoplasm
Molecular function (GO): peptidyl-proline 4-dioxygenase activity; L-ascorbic acid binding; ferrous iron binding
Source: RefSeq, a predicted model, not a curated record
UCCACAAGCCGGGCCGGGCCGGGCCGGGCCGGGCUGGGCCGCCCAGGACGCCAAAGCUGCCGUGGCGGCCGAGAGGGCUGGUCUGGCGUGCACAGGCCCCACGCCAGAUUGGGUCUUGAGGUCUGCUGUGCAGGCCGCGCUCCCUGAGUCGCGGCGGCAUUGAAAGACCGAGGCUGCCGGCGUAGUGGCAUAGCCGGACCGGGAGGACUAGGAAGCGACCGCGCUGGGGCGCUGGCCUCUCUAAGGCCAGGGCCGACGUAUGCAUGGCGCAGUGACGGCUCCUGCUGCUCCGCCGGCUCCCCGGCUUUGGGCGAGGCCGCCAGGCCUCCACCCCGACCGCUCGACCGCCGCUGCCGCCGCCGCCGCCAUGGCUAAUGACAGCGGCGGGCCGGGCGGGCCAAGCCCGAGCGAGCGAGAUAGGCAGUACUGCGAGCUCUGCGGGAAGAUGGAAAACCUGCUGCGCUGCAGCCGCUGCCGCAGUUCCUUCUAUUGCAGCAAAGAGCACCAGCGCCAGGACUGGAAGAAGCACAAGCUCGUGUGCCAGGGCAACGAGGGAACCCCGGGCCACGGAGCGAGCCAGCACCAGCAGCCGGGCUCCGCGCCGUCGCCGACCGCUCCUCAGCCCAGGGGUGGUAGGGCUGGGGGCAGGGAAGUCAGGAAGGGGCCGCGGCGCCCGGACAGUGCCGCCGCCGAUUCUGCGGGCUCGUCGGCCGCCGGAGACGCCUCUAAGGCAAAGGCGAAAGCCAAGGCCAAGCCGGCGGCGGAGCCCGCGCCGGUCGCGUCCCCGCCGCGCGCGGUUCCCGGCGCCCAGGGCCUGGCCACGGCGGUGGAGCCCGAGCCCACGAAGGAGGAGCCGCUGGCCCGCUCGCCGCUCUGCCAGAAGGCGAACUUGUUGUACCCACCGAGCAGCACGAUGGGUGAGGGACUGAGCCACGGCGGCGGCCUGCGGUCCAACGGGCAGACGAAGCCACUGCCGGCGCUGAAGCUAGCGCUGGAGUACAUCGUGCCCUGCAUGAACAAGCACGGCAUCUGUGUGGUGGACGACUUCCUGGGCAAGGAGACUGGGCAGCAGAUCGGCGACGAGGUGCGCGCCCUGCACGACACCGGCAAGUUCACUGACGGGCAGCUGGUUAGCCAGAAGAGCGACUCGUCCAAGGACAUCCGAGGCGAUAAGAUCACCUGGAUCGAGGGCAAGGAGCCCGGCUGUGAAACCAUCGGGCUGCUCAUGAGUAGCAUGGACGACCUGAUCCGCCACUGUAAUGGAAAGCUGGGCAACUACAGAAUCAAUGGCCGGACGAAAGCCAUGGUUGCUUGUUAUCCAGGCAAUGGAACAGGUUACGUACGUCAUGUUGAUAAUCCAAAUGGAGACGGAAGAUGUGUGACAUGUAUAUAUUAUCUUAAUAAAGACUGGGAUGCCAAGGUAAGUGGCGGCAUACUUCGAAUUUUUCCAGAAGGCAAGGCCCAGUUUGCUGAUAUUGAACCCAAAUUUGAUAGACUGCUGUUUUUCUGGUCUGACCGCCGUAAUCCACAUGAAGUACAACCAGCUUACGCUACAAGGUACGCAAUAACUGUUUGGUAUUUUGAUGCAGAUGAGAGAGCACGAGCUAAAGUAAAGUAUCUAACAGGUGAAAAAGGUGUGAGGGUUGAACUCAAUAAACCUGAUUCAAUCAGUAAAGACAUUUUGUAGAACCUCUGACCCAGCAAUACCCUACUUCACCUACAAUUAUUGUUGAUCCUAUUUGUAAACUUGUGAAUAUGAAUUAAUUGGAUAAAGAAAAAUAGACCACCAGUUGACAUACUAAGGAAACAGAAACAACCUUUUUGUGUUGCAUCAAACAGAAGACUUGACUGUGUGGCUUUGUACUGCAUGAUUGACUACAAACUUGUGAUUGCUUAUGGGAAGAAUAUAAGCUAUCAAAUGAAAAUGGUAUUUAUGUCUGGACAUAAAAUAAAUGCUGUAGGGUAGAAUUGUUUCAUUCUUUUAUAUUUUAUCAAAACUGUCAUCUAGCUGAGUUCACUUCAUCUUUCCCUUUUUUAUAUAGUCAAGUUUGAAUUUGAAAUAAUUUUUGUAUAAUCAGGUACAAUUUAUCAAAACUGAAUUGAGAAAAAUUACAGUAUUAUUCCCCUAAAUAGCAUCAAUCUAUUUUUGUAAACUUCUUCAUACUAUUAAAUUUUGCCCUGAAAGACAUCUUGUAAUGAUUGUUGCCAGUGACUGACUAAUUUUCUUUUAACGUAGAAUAAAAAAGUGAGCACUUUAAUUAUCAAUUAGAAGAAUCAGAUUAUUUUAUAGUCCUGCCUCACACUAAUUUGAACUCUUAGAGAUUGCUGCUGCUGUUUUUUUACAUUGUUAAUAAUGAAACGUAACCAUAAAACCAUCAUAAUUUACUACCAAUAACCUUUAGUUUGUGUUUUAUAAGAAAAAAACUAUAUAGUAAAGUUUUGUAUUUUUUAAGUUAAUUUAAAAAAAUAGUGACUGGCACUAAAUGAACUUGAGGUUAUUCUCAUCAUCAAGUUCCAAACACAAAGGGCUUUCUUAUACUUUUCAGGUGUAUCCUAUAGAUUUAGAAGAUAAUGGCCUGUCUUUAAGACUUUAACUUUUGUUUCCUUUCAAGUUGAUUGUAUUUCCAGUUAUACUGUUGUUCUUUUCCUACUCCUAUGACCUAUGUGAUCUGCAGAUCAGAACCUGUUUCUGUUGAAUAGUAACAAGAGGAGACUGAUAUAGUUACUACAGAUUUAAUAUUUUAGUGACUCUUCAGACUUGGCUGAGGGAGGCAAUAUGAUGUUGCCCUCUUUUAUCAGUAGUGAAAGAUACAUUUUGCCUGGGGAAAAAAAAAAGAAACAAGUGUAUUUUUGUUUGUUAAUUUUCUUUUUUUACUUUUCAGAAAAGAGGAAAUAUUAUAGAAUCAUGCAAAACUCCCCAAAUUUCUGCUGUUUCAUGUAUGAAUUAUAAUGGAUGUCAUAGACUUCAGUUUACUAGGCUCCUUAGGUUUGAAUGAUGGGUGUAAGACCUUGCCCACUUCAUUUUUCCAGCUCUGUUCUUGAUCUUCUUCGCCAAAAUAAUGUGAGUGUACAGAAAUAUUUCUGUAUAUUUUAACUUAAUGAACAUUUUAGCAUCUGUAUAGCUUGUAUUCAAUUAGAGACCUUUUCUAUGGAAAGCUCAGUAAUUUUUAUUAAAAGAUUGUUAUUGUUCAUGUAAAACAUGAAAAAAAUUGUGUUAGUGGAACUGACAGUAUGAACUUAAGGUGGGAUGAAAUAUUUAGUAUUGUGGUCUCGCUUAGGAGAAUUUGCAGGAGAAAAUUACAGUUUGUUAUUCUUGCCCAUGUUAAGUUUUGUUCCAUCCCUCUCCUUGUUCAAAAUAAUAAAACAUAACAUCUCUACAAUAA